This is a messenger RNA of Candida dubliniensis CD36, 1044 nucleotides long. Its product is annotated as thiosulfate sulfurtransferase. The transcript has a single exon. Gene Ontology annotation, biological process: transsulfuration. Lineage: Eukaryota; Fungi; Ascomycota; Pichiomycetes; Serinales; Debaryomycetaceae. Gene Ontology annotation, molecular function: thiosulfate-cyanide sulfurtransferase activity. The record is from RefSeq and is a predicted model, not a curated record. Bases 1 to 1044 code for a protein of 347 amino acids. Gene Ontology annotation, cellular component: mitochondrion.
AUGUCUAAAUCAUUUUUAACAACAAUUACACCAUCAGCAUAUCGAGUAUUAUUAUCUACAUCAAACCCUACUAAAAGAGUAAUUCCAAUUGAUGCUACUUGGUUUAUGCCUAAUGAUCCUAAAAAUGCUAAACAAGAAUUUAUUAAAGAACGUAUUCCUGGACUGAAAUUUUUUGAUUUAGAUUAUUAUAUUGAUAAAAAUAGUUUAUAUCCUCAUAUGUUACCAAAAGAUUUAUCAAUUAUUGAACAAAUAUAUUCAAAUUUAAAUUUAAAUUUAAAUGAUUCAUUAGUAAUUUAUGAUAAAUUAGGUAUAUUUCUGAGUCCUAGAAUUGCUUGGACUUUUUCAUUAUUUGGUCAUAACAAAGUAUAUUUAUUAGAUAAUUAUUUAAAUUAUAAACAAUCACAAUAUCCCCUUGAUAAAAAUCCACCACCACCAGAACAACUAUCACCACCACAAGCACCACAACAACUAUCACCAGAAAAUCAAAAUGAUAACGAUAUUGUUAAACUUGAUGCAAAACAAUUUAAACAAAAUUAUAAACAACAAGUUAUUGAAUAUGAAGAAUUAUUACAAUUAAUUGAAAAUAAAAAUUUAAAAGAUUAUUUACUUUUAGAUGCUAGAUCAUUAAAUCGAUUUAUUGGUAAAAUUAAUGAACCAAGACCAGGUUUAAGUUCUGGUCAUAUACCUGGAGCAAUUAAUUUACCAUUUAAUUCAUUAUUAAAAAAUAAUUCAACUAAACAAUUUAAAAGUAAACAAGAAAUUAUUAAUAUUUUUCAAACUUUAUUAAAUAAUCAUAAUAAUAAUCAUAAUCAUAAUAAUCACAAUAAUCAUAAUAAUAAUAAUAAUAGAUUUGAUGAUUUAAUAGAAAGAAAAAUAUAUCCUAAAGGAAUUAUAGUUAUGUGUGGAACUGGAGUUACUGCAGUUAUUUUAAAAUUUGCUAUUGAAUGUAUUUUAAAAUUAAAUUUACCAGUUCGAGUUUAUGAUGGUAGUUGGACAGAAUGGGCUUCUAGAGCUCCAUCAGAAUAUAUUCAAAAAGAUGUUUAA